Molecule: messenger RNA, 1690 nt
Organism: Scomber japonicus (chub mackerel)
Lineage: Eukaryota; Metazoa; Chordata; Actinopteri; Scombriformes; Scombridae
Gene: cdk10
Product: cyclin-dependent kinase 10
Exons: 13
Coding region: 64-1146 (360 amino acids)
Biological process (GO): protein phosphorylation; regulation of mitotic cell cycle
Cellular component (GO): nucleus
Molecular function (GO): cyclin-dependent protein serine/threonine kinase activity; ATP binding
Source: RefSeq, a predicted model, not a curated record
CCGGCUUGUUUCUCUUCGUUUCUCCUGUGUUUCUGUCGCUGAAAAACACUCUGAAGUGAAAGAAUGGACAACGUAGGAGAGGAUGAACCGGACCCAAUAAAGCUCAAGUCCAUUAAGAAUAAUAAAACAUUCACAGUGCCUCAAAACGACAGGUUUGGGAGCUGCAGAAGCGUCAGGGAGUUCGAGAAACUCAAUCGUAUAGGAGAAGGAACCUACGGCAUUGUUUAUCGAGCUCGCGACACCAAGUCUGAUGAAAUUGUUGCACUUAAGAAGGUCCGGAUGGACAAAGAGAAAGAUGGGGUCCCUAUCAGUAGUCUCAGAGAGAUCACCCUGCUGCUGAGACUGAGACAUCCCAACAUAGUGGAGCUGAAGGAGGUGGUCGUGGGCACCCAGCUGGAGAGUCUGUUUCUGGUGAUGAGUUACUGUGAACAGGAUCUGGCCAGCCUGCUGGAAAACAUGCAAACACCAUUCUCUGAGGCUCAGGUGAAGUGUAUUAUCCUUCAGUUGCUCCGAGGUUUAGAGUAUCUCCAUCACAACUUCAUCAUACACCGGGACCUGAAGGUGUCUAAUCUGCUGAUGACAGACAAAGGCUGCGUUAAGAUCGCUGAUUUUGGGUUAGCCCGGAUGUAUGGCAUCCCCCAGCAGCCCAUGACGCCCAGAGUAGUGACGCUGUGGUACAGAGCUCCAGAGCUCCUCCUAGGGAGCAAGACCCAGACUACAGCACUGGAUAUGUGGGCGGUGGGCUGUAUCCUGGCUGAGCUCCUGGCCCACAAACCUCUACUGCCCGGAACCUCCGAGAUCCAGCAAGUGGACCUGAUAGUCCAGCUGCUGGGAACACCCAACGAGAACAUCUGGCCGGGUUUCACCAGGCUGCCCCUCAUUGGUCAGUACAGUCUGAGGAAGCAGCCGUACAACAACCUGAAGAAUAAAUUCACCUGGCUGUCUGAUGCCGGACACAGAUUGCUCAACCUGCUCUUCAUGUACAACCCACAGCGCAGAGCUACCGCCAAAGACAGUUUGGAGAGUUCCUACUUUAAAGAGAAACCACUGCCCUGUGAACCGGAGCUGAUGCCAACCUUCCCCCACCACCGCAACAAACGGGCUGCUCCUCCCCUUGAGAGCCACUCCAAACGGAGCAAAGUGUGAUGAAGGUGCUGAUGAGAGUACAUUUGACUCCAACACGAGCGGAAGUGACAUUCUUAGUAAUGUGCAGUCAGACGGGGUAAACUCUGCUUUCUUUUCACACUGCAUACAGUGGCAGCAUGGAUCCACUCAUGAGGAGGUUUUACUGUGAAGGGUGGAGAUUAACACCCUGCUGGACUCAAGUAUGACCACUGCAUAUGAACAUUAUUAUUUAAAAAGGUUUUAAUUACAAAAUCUGUGUAGAUACAUUGCUUUUCAUAAUUUUGUACCAGUUUCUAGAAGUUUCUCAAUAUUCAUGUUGCUGCCAAGGUCUGUAUACUAGAGUCUAUAGUCAUGCUAGCAGCUCCGUGAGGCUCCACAAUGAGCUAAAUGCUAGCAUGCUCACAAUGACAUUACUAACAUGCUAAUAUUUAGCAGGUUUAAGUCCAGUUUCUCAGACAGAGAUUAAAACUAGUCCUUGACUAAAGACAAGAUUCAGUGGAAAUAUUCAUUAGAAAUAAAUCUAGUCCAAGACUAGAUUUGUUUCUAAUGAAUGUUUCUCAAUGGC